Molecule: messenger RNA, 974 nt
Organism: Mycetomoellerius zeteki
Lineage: Eukaryota; Metazoa; Arthropoda; Insecta; Hymenoptera; Formicidae
Product: allatostatin C
Exons: 3
Coding region: 117-401 (94 amino acids)
Source: RefSeq, a predicted model, not a curated record
CAUUGAGGUGACGUUAUCUGAAGAGAAAGAGAGGAAAGAGAUCUUUACUCAAAGUGCCAUUCUUCUGGGACGAGGGUAGAAGAUCAAGUGAUACACCAGUCUGCACGAGAUUUGGAAUGAUGCUGUCCGUACAAAGCACAGUUGCUCUGGCAUUAAUGCUCUUCGUCUUGGCGGAAUAUUCGGCAGCGAUGCCGACGAUCGACAAAGAUAAAGCCAGAUUUUUUAACAACGUGAAUCUGGUGGACGACGACGGCAACAUCGACAAGGCUCUGAUGAAUUACUUAUUCACCAAACAGAUCGUGAAACGUCUCCGUAAUCAGAUAAACGUCAACGACUUGCAGCGCAAACGGAACUUCUGGAGGCAGUGCUCCCUCAACGCGGUGGCUUGCUUCGGUAAAUAGGCGCGCAGCAAGACGGAGAAAAAGCCAAGCGAGGGAGAGAGAGAGGGGCGUAAAGAGAGAAGAUCGUUCGUGAUGUCAUCGUCGGAAAGUUCAGGAACCCUCCCGUGACACGAUAAAGUGCAUUCGGAAGUCUACUCAUUGAUUAAAGUAAAGUUAAGCUUAAAUAUGGCUGACAUUCAUGGUUGGUAUUUAUUUCCAGAUAUGUAACUGUUAUGUUAUGUUACAUUCAUAUUAUUGAAUGAGAAAUUAUAAUGAAGACAACGCGUCUUAAAUAAUGUCUCCCGCGGAACACGAAUUAGCAGUAACAUUACAUUAAUAUUACAAUUUCUCACUGAACAAUAUAAAUGUAAUAUAACAUAUGUUACAUUAUAAAUGUAACAAUAGUUACAUUAUAGGGUAGGAAACUGUAACAUUUAGACGAAGUUAAGAUGCUAGUAUGGCUUGAAAUAAGAAUCUAAUAUGAAUAGCGAUUAGUUUAUAACGUCUUAAGAUUGUAUUUAAGACACUCUUAACCCUUUAGUGCCAUUCCUAGUGUGACAUACCUGAGGAUUCUUUUACUUUGCCAUCCUAAGC